GCCCCAAAUUGCCCCCUCGACUAAACUUAACUUUACCCUUCCUUUCUUCCCUACUUGACUUGACACAAUAACCCUUCGCUCCUUGCUCUUCGCCUAAAUAUACCACCUAACGUCCUCCUCUGUCCUUACCAUCGCCUCCGUCAGACAAUGGAGUCUGGACUGCUAGCCUGUCCUUCCCCAGUCUGAUGUGUGCCUGGUCUCUCGUUCCCCGCUCAGCAGCCAAUGCAUGAGGACAACCUUCGCAAUGGGCAAUCUCGGUGACCUGUCACCUCAAGGGAGUGUCGCGGUUGGAGUCGUCGUCGGGUUGAUCUCGACCAGUCUUCAAGCUAUCGGACUGACCCUCCAACGCAAGUCGCAUAUCCUCGAGGACGAGAAACACCCUUACGAUUUACGACGACCGCCUUACAAACGUCGAAGAUGGCAGCUGGGUAUGCUCAUGUUCGUCGUUGCGAACAUCGUUGGGAGUACUAUACAAAUCACAACCCUUCCGCUCCCGGUACUUUCAACACUCCAAGCAUCCGGUCUCGUCUUCAACACCGUCUUUGCCACUCUGAUCCUCGGUGAAGCGUUUACAAGAUACUCUCUGGUGGGCACACUUUUGGUCUGCAUUGGUGCAUUGCUCAUCGCAAUAUUCGGUGCCCUGGGAGAGCCGGCGCAUAGUCUUGAUCAACUCCUGGAGCUUUUGCAGCGUCGAAACUUCGUACUCUGGAUGGGAGGCACAGCUCUGAUGGUGCUGGCUAUCUACGCAGGGUCCAGACUGCUCGAUUUCCUUACGUCACCGCCGCGGUCCAAGCAUACGGGGUCGCGCGGUUCUUACAGGGCACUGCAAAUGUCCCCGGGGCGUGUUCGCCUUAUACGCGGGCUUUCUUUUGGCAUGAUUAGCGGAAUACUAUCCGCACACACUCUUUUGCUUGCGAAAUCGGCUGUCGAGCUGUUGGUUCGGACUGUCGUGGAUCGCGUCAAUCAAUUCAACCGCUGGCAAUCAUGGGUCAUUCUGCUUGCAAUGAUAGCGCUGGCUCUGUCCCAGCUCUUCUACCUCCAUCGAGGGUUGAAACUGUGCAGUACCAGCAUUCUGUAUCCGUUUGUCUUCUGCAUCUAUAACAUUAUUGCUAUCAUAGAUGGUUUGGUCUAUUUCCAACAAAUGUCCCAGCUGGGAGGCUUCCACGCGGGACUUAUCGCGCUGGGGACGAUUGUUCUCCUGAGCGGAGUGCUCUGUCUGUCCUGGCGCUUAGAGGAUAUCGACAGUCACGCCGCUGUGGCCGUGUCCGGGCCCACGCAAACCGGUUUGGGUCCAGGGUUGGCCGUCCUUGAGGAACUUCCGACAUCACCAAUUGGCCUGGGACUCGACGGCGAGGAGGGAUCGGAGCGGGAGCCACUGUUACAAACAGCUCACCUUCCUCGCCGCACCCCGCACCAACGGGCACCCAGUCUACCUCUGUUACACGCACCAUUGAGCCAUCGGGACUCGACGACGUCGACAGCGGACGUGGAUCCUGCUUCCAUCUGGGCCGAACUCGAUGAUUCGGACAACGAAUACGCGGCGUUCGCCUUGCGGUCGCGUCAGCGCAAACGCGCCUCGGUUGGGCCCUUCCCACCACGACCGCGCAGCCGAAGUGGCGCAACGACCCUGCGAGAUGGUCUUCGAGGCCCACGCCGCUCCACCACCAACCCCGUAGGUCAACCAUCUGCCUGGAAUCAGCGCCGCAACCCGUACUCUCUCUUCGACCGUAAACAACGGCGAACAUCGGCU
This is a messenger RNA of Aspergillus aculeatus ATCC 16872, 1750 nucleotides long. Its product is annotated as DUF803 domain protein. The annotation marks the transcript as partial. Gene Ontology annotation, cellular component: membrane. Gene Ontology annotation, biological process: magnesium ion transport. Gene Ontology annotation, molecular function: magnesium ion transmembrane transporter activity. The transcript has 4 exons. The record is from RefSeq and is a predicted model, not a curated record. NCBI's taxonomy places the organism in Eukaryota, Fungi, Ascomycota, Eurotiomycetes, Eurotiales, Aspergillaceae.